This is a messenger RNA of Paramormyrops kingsleyae, 3631 nucleotides long. Its product is annotated as large neutral amino acids transporter small subunit 3. NCBI's taxonomy places the organism in Eukaryota, Metazoa, Chordata, Actinopteri, Osteoglossiformes, Mormyridae. Gene Ontology annotation, biological process: neutral amino acid transport; transmembrane transport. The record is from RefSeq and is a predicted model, not a curated record. Gene Ontology annotation, molecular function: neutral L-amino acid transmembrane transporter activity; L-amino acid transmembrane transporter activity.
GCACAGUAAAAACCUCAGAAGUGUCCCGGUAGUUAAAUACUCAGGCAAGCAAUACGACGCAUACUUGUUUGAAAUAAUGAAAAGGACGGAUCAUUGAGAGCAUUUAUACUUAGGGGGAAGCAUCCUGUGUUGACGAGGGGGAAAGAGGACAAUUGAUCAACCACGUGAAGUAUAUAUAUAUCUUUAAAAAAAUAACAUCAUGGCACCCUCCCCCGCUGUGGCCUACCGGAGACGGCUGUGGAUGGCGGGAACAGCCGUGGUGGAGAAUCUGCUCUUCUCCGCCGUGCUCCUGGGCUGGGGCUCCCUGCUGAUCAUGCUGAAGAACGAGGGCUUGUAUUCGCACUUGUGCUCAGCGAACAAGACGACGGCCGCCAACGCCACCGGUGAGGAGGUGCUGUGGCUCACCUGUGUGGAGCAGGAGGAGAUGCUCAACCUGGGCUUCACCAUCGGCUCCUUCCUGCUCAGUGCAGCCACCCUCCCCCUAGGGAUCCUGAUGGAUAAGUUCGGGCCCCGUCCGCUGCGUCUUCUAGGAAGUGCGUGCUUUGCCGUCUCCUGCGCCCUGAUCGCCGUUACGGCCUACAAACCCAUGGACCUCUCUGCUCUCAUCUUCCUUGCUCUGUCCUUCAAUGGCUUUGGAGGAAUUUGCCUAACCUUCACAUCCCUCACGUUGCCAGUAAUGUUUGGUAGCCUGAGCUCCACCAUCAUGUCCCUCAUGAUUGGCUCCUACGCCUCCUCAGCAGUCACCUUCCCAGCAGUCAAGCUGAUUUACAAUGCCGGCGUGUCUUUCCGGGUGAUCAUGUGGGUGUGGUCAGCCCUGGCCUGCCUGGUCUUCCUGAACUGCUUCCUAAACUGGCCAGUGGAGGCCUUCUAUACACCUGAGGAGUUCAGGAGGAAGACUGAGAGCACCAGUUUUUCUCAGGAAGAGAAGGAGAGCUGGGAUCAUCUCCACAAAGAUGUUCCCCCAGGGGACCUGACCCUAAGUGAGGGCAACCAGUUAGUGGAUCAACUCUCCAAGAAGCUUCCAGAAGACAACCCCAACCCACAAAGUACGGUGCCCUUUCGCAGGUCAGUGUGCUCGCCCAUUUUCUUGUGGAGCCUCCUCACCAUGGGCAUGACCCAGCUGAGGAUCAUCUUCUACAUGGGUGCCAUGAACAACAUGCUGCAGUUCCUGGUCACCCACGGCAACCCACACCCCUCUGAGGAACUGGCUAAUGAGAAAGUGGACAACUACGCCUCCAUUUUCGGUGCCUUGCAACUGCUGUGCCUGCUGACAUGCCCUCUCAUUGGCUACAUCAUGGACUGGAAGAUGAAGGAGUGCGUGCAAGAUGGCAAAUUCCGGGACAACGGCCAGAAAAGGAGAGACCCGAAACUCCAGAAGCUCACCAAUACCAUCAGAGCCUUUACCUUUACUAACCUGCUGCUGUUCAUCUUUGGUAUCACCUGCCUGAUAGACAACAUGGCUGUACAGGUCAUCACGUUCAUAUUGCACACUAUGGUUCGAGGGUUCAUCCAUUCCUGUUGCGGGGGCAUGUACGCUGCAGUGUAUCCCUCCAAUCACUUCGGCACCCUGACGGGGCUGCAGUCAAUGAUCAGUGCGGUCUUCGCCCUACUACAGCAGCCGCUCUUCAUCGCAAUGGUGGGGCCACUCAAGGGAGACCCCUACUGGAUCAACAUGGGGCUCCUCCUUUUUUCGCUGGCCGGGUUCUUGUUGCCCGGAUAUCUGCUCUAUCACCAUAGACACCUCCAACAGAAGGCAAAACUUCAGGUGGAGGUGGCCAAAGAAGCCCUAACCCAUGAAGAAAGCAACAGCACCAAAAACCAUAGCAACGGGCAUCUGCCUCAGGAGGCUUAGGAUUUAAACUCCAUCCAUCCAUCCACCCAUUUUCCAUUCCCAUUUGUCCUGUGCAGGGUCUCAGGGGUCCAGAGUCUAUCCCAGAAGCUAAGGGUUCAAGGCAGGGAAUAACCCAGGAUGGGGAGGCAGGUGGACUGACCAUUUCAACAUGAAAUAUGUUCAUUUUAAAAUAGGAUGUUGUUGUGUGUGUGUGUGGUAGCAUUUGUAGUGUUAAUUACUAGUCUGACUUGAGCUGUUGGAUUUCAGAAAAAUGGACUUGAAGUUAGUUUUAGUGUUUGGGUGUUUUAUGACUGUGGCAUGUGACACAAUGGCUUUAAUUUAGUCUACAUUACAACAUAUACUCUACGAUGCAAAAACGAUAUGCUUGUUUUGUUAUAGGUAUAUCGGUAUAUAUAAUAUAAAAACGUAUUAUCAUUAUUAUGUAUAAUCAUCUCACCAGCUUGGUAGAUUGUACACCAUAGUCCUUUUUAAGAUUGAGGAGAACUUGGUGACAUAUUCAGUUCAUCAUUUUGUAUCUUUAUGGUCUGUAGGGUGAAUCACACAAUCAAGUGACACUCAGACCAUCUACGAAGCAUGUUGUUUCUCUGGGCAGUAUAUAUUUACGACAUAGAACAUGAACCGUUACGAUGGAAUCGGCUACUGAAGGCGAUGUACUAGAAAAGCUGAUUGAAAGAUUAGUACAUCGGUACUUAUUUCAUUAAGCACCAUUUCAGUCAGUGUCAUAAAUGUGUAAAUGAGGCUGUUCGGUUGAACACUUUCUCAAUAUUAACUGCCUCAUAACACUGGUGCAAAUUCUUUUCUUUUAGUCUGCUGUUUUUAAAUUUUACGCAUGUUAAGGCGUUUUCGUAUAGGUAUGUUUUGCAGCUGCACAUCUUGAUUUCAAAAGGAAACUUUUCUCUUUGUAUUUGGAAAUAUAUUGUCUGAUAUUGGCAAAGUUUUUUUUUUUUUUUGAUGAUGAUGGUCGAUAUAUUCUGUGACAAGCUGCACAAAAUAACCUAGGCAGUACCUUAUUGUGUUGUGGUUCUUGUGGGCAUUCCAGACACGUAUUUGCCAAAUUAUUUAAGCAGUUUAUUUAUGACGUUUGCUGUCAUCCAAUAGCUUUUUUAAUUGUCCACUAUUGCAGCGUUAUAUACAGGUAUUGAAAUGUGUGCCAGUAGUAGCUGAUAAUACCUCACUGUAAAAUCAGCAUUUUGCAAAAAAAAAAAAAAAAUGCAAAUACAGGAAUGUACUUAACUCACACAAAGUGCCUCAAAAUGUAAAAAAAAAAAUGCAAUUCCUCACUUGUUGGAGGGUGGGCCCCCAGUUAACCAAACAUUAUUUUCCAAAGGGCAGUGUCCACUCCAUGUACUUCCUGCAAAGCUUGAAUUUUGUGGUGUAUUAUCUGGUAGUAAAGUCAUUCUGCCUUUCACAGGUAGAGCUGGGGUGGGGGGGGUGGUCUUCCUCUUCAUCUCACACACUGAAUGGAUGGAAGCCAUAUUGAAGCUGGUGCUUUUGUCUGAAGAUAUCUGUAGUCCAUAUAUAUGUCUAUAUUUUACCGCUGCUGAGUUUAAGUGCCUUCAUCGAAAUCAGAAUGCAGUGGUUGGAGCAGCUACCAUUGGCUGACGAGCCCCUGCCUUUGACCACUGCACCUUGCACUGUUGGAUUCUUCUGACUUGGCCCAGUAACUGUGACUGGUUACUUGUAUCUAUUCCUGCGUUCUUUAUUUUUGUUUAAACUGCUUUUUCUGAGGAUCCAUCUGAUGUCAACUUCAGACAAUAAAUACAUAUUUUUGGAAAUGAA